Messenger RNA from Heterocephalus glaber (naked mole-rat), 5078 nucleotides. RefSeq names its product myocardial zonula adherens protein (gene Myzap). Gene Ontology annotation, biological process: intracellular signal transduction. Gene Ontology annotation, cellular component: intracellular anatomical structure; I band. The record is from RefSeq and is a predicted model, not a curated record. NCBI's taxonomy places the organism in Eukaryota, Metazoa, Chordata, Mammalia, Rodentia, Bathyergidae.
CCCCCGCCGUUCCGCAGCCCCGCACUCUUUACUCUCCCCAGAACGAGAGCUGGUGCCCGCCCGCAUCGGCAGCCCUGCGGGAUGCUGCGCUCCACAUCCACCGUCACCCUGCUCUCAGGCGGCGGCGCCCAGGCGUCCGGAGCGCCCAGCAGGCGGGCAAAUGUCUGCAGACUGCGGCUGACUGUGCCUCCCGAGAACCCAGCCUCUGAGCAAAUGGAAAAGAAGCUUGUGAGGAAAGAGCAGCCUCCUGAACUAAGCAAUGGAGAAUCUACCAGGAAACUUCCUCAGGGCGUGGUUUAUGGUGUGGUGCGAAGAUCAGAUCAAAACCAGCAGAAGGAAAUGGUGGUGUACGGCUGGUCCACCAGUCAGUUGAAAGAAGAGAUGAACUACAUCAAAGAUGUGAGAGCCACUUUGGAAAAAGUAAGGAGGCGCAUGUAUGGAGACUACGAUGAAAUGAGGCAGAAGAUUCGACAGCUCACCCAGGAACUGUCCGUUUCCCAUGCUCGGCAGGACUAUCUAGAGAACCACAUCCAAACCCAGUCCUCUGCCCUGGAUAGUUUCAAUGCCAUGAACUCGGCCUUGGCGUCGGACUCCAUUGGACUGCAAAAAACCCUUGUGGAUGUUACUUUGGAAAAUAGCAACAUUAAGGAUCAAAUCAGAAAUCUGCAGCGGACAUACGAAGCUUCCAUGGACAAGCUGCGAGAGAAGCAGAGGCAGCUGGAGGCGGUGCAAGUUGAAAAUCAGCUGCUGCAGAUGAAGGUGGAAUCCUCCCAGGAGGCCAAUGCCGAGGUGAUGAGGGAGAUGACCAAGAAGCUGUACAGCCAGUAUGAGGAGAGGCUGCAGGAGGAGCAGAGGAGGCACAGCGCUGAGAGGGAGGCGCUCCUGGAAGAAACCAACAGUUUUCUGAAAGCAAUUGAAGAGGCCAAUAAAAAGAUGCAAGCAGCAGAGAUCAGCCUCGAGGAGAAAGAUCAGAAGAUCGGGGAGCUGGACAGGCUCAUCGAGCGCAUGGAAAAGGAGCGGCACCAGCUGCAACUGCAGCUUCUGGAGCAUGAGACAGAAAUGUCCGGGGAGAUUCCCGAGGCUGACAAGGAAAGGUAUCAGCAGCUGGAGGAGGCCUCAGCCAGCCUCCGAGAGCGGAUCAGACACCUGGAUGACAUGGUGCACUGCCAGCAGAAGAAAGUCAAGCAGAUGGUUGAGGAGAUCAUGUCGCACGAGCUCUUCUCCAGAUUUAGUCUCCGGCUCUUUGGAAGAUGAUAACCCGGUAGCCCGCAGUGGGUGGAAGCAGUUCCUUUUGGUGUUCGUGAUUAGAAGAAUGCAUGUGCACUCUACUGCGGGAAGAGGUGUUACUGAGGAACAAAACAGGAAGAUUUGGCCACUGGGGGCCCUGCUUUGUGAAAACACCCAUAUAUGGUAACUCGACUUGGGCAGCCUCAAAAUGCUGAGUCAAGAGAACGUAAAGACCCACACUGUAUCUUUUUUGUUUUUUGGUACCGGGGAUCCAACUCGGAUCCUUGCACUUGUGAAGCAGGCACUGGAACCACUGAGCUAAAUCCCCAGCCCCUCCCACACUGUAUCUUUAGAAACUUGGUUUCCUAGAUUGCAAAGAAAGAACUGUAUUGAAAAAUUAUGCCUAAAAAUAAUUCAGAAAGUGCUAAGUGGAGACUGGCCCAAGAUCCUGGAAAAUGAAGCCUUUCUGCUAGAAGAUAGUGUGACAGAGGACAAAGGACAUGAGUGCCAAGACGGAAGGGGUCUGUCCUGAACCACACCCUACACCCCGAAUAAGCAGUCCAGUGUCCGUGUGGUUUGAUUAUAUGUAUUUUAGAGCACGGUGGCCCUGAGAUUUUCCUUUCUGAAUGGAUCUCAGCACCACUGGUCAACUUCUUGUUCUUCUUGUUUAGGAGAAGUUUGAUUUGCUUCUGUCACUGAAUGGACAGUUCAACCGAUUUCAUGACGAGAAGUGUAUUUGGCUCAAAUACAUUGACAUGAAACACACUCCAUGCAUCUGUGUUUUGGUAGAGGUCUUGCUCCAUAGCCACACAUGCUGGUAUUUCUUCAGAAAUUCACUGAGUUGGGAGAGGCACCAGGAGCGGCAGUCUAGUCAAGGGUGGCAUUGGCCCACAAGCCAGGGUACGGGGCUGGUGGGGUGGGUCCCUGUGACAAUGGCUCCUUCUCCUCUCCCGCACGUGUCCAUGGUAGAGUGGGUAUGUGGGUCCUUUCCUGUUGAGGUUUGCCUUUGGUCUUUCAUUUUGAUGCUUCUGCCCAGCCUAAGUAAAUAGGGAGUGGGAAGGAAAGGAAGUGAUGAGUAAUCUUCCGCAUUCACAGGGGACUGUUACUGUGGGCACGGUGCUCGGCUUAAAUGCAGAUCUCACACACUCUGCUGGGUUCCGCAGGGAGAUGGCAUCAGCUUGGGAAAUUGCUUCUCUAAAUCGUACCCUGGCCUGGUGACCUGCACUGUUUCUGGGGAUUGCUUUACUCCUAUGGUGUUUUUUGAGUCUCUGGUGGAAAUGUCUCUGGCAUCUGUUCUAGUGGAAUGGAUUUGUUAGUAUUUCAAAAAGUAGAAUAACACGAAGUUAGCGAAUGCCUUGACCUUCCGAGAGAGUGGGCACUGGUGUGAGUCGGCAGGGGUGGUGUGCUGUCUUCCGCCCUGGAGUUUCCUCUGGUCCUGGAGACCAGGGUUUAUGGAGCAGAUGGUGAGCAAAGAGCCCAGAGCAUCUACACAGCCCUUAGCGCCUCCUACCUGCCAUGCGCUUGCGCUGCAUGUGCCUUCUCCCUGCCCCAGUCCCCGGCCCAGGCUUUCUGGUGAUCUUGAGGCUGGCUCCCCUCCUCCACCGACCCAUCUCCAUCUUCUCUGCUCUGCCUUUGCUGGUGAGCCUCAGUUUAACUCUUUCCUGGCCACAUUGUGACAUGUUAACUAGAUCUACUGCCGGCCAAGCCUGAGUUCUGUGUUCAAGUCCUGCCCCACCAGUCUCCCCACCGCACCUCUCCUCCCUCCCUGCGGUCACUGGACCCCCAGCCUUGACUCUGCAGCCCACAUCUUGCUUCACAGCGCCCCCCAGAGGAGAUGCUCUGCAAAAGUGUGAGGAAGAAUUUGUGCAUAGUACGUGAAAGUGUUACUUUCAUUUUCUAGUGGUUAACAUGAUGCUAGUCACUUCUUUAAAACCCAAAUUCUUUACCUAAAAUGAAGUCUUUGAAGGUAUCUGAAAGAACACAGUGCUGUCCACCUUCCCCACUCUAUGCAUUCUAGAAAGAAUUAUUGCAGGAAUUAUUGAUGAUAGGGAUUGAUGGGUGCACUCACACCCAAACUGUCCUUUCUAGGAGAAGGACCCUUUUGGGGAAAUGUCACUGAACCUACAUUCUCUUUGUUGAAAUGCUUUCUAAUUGGCUUUGAGCAUUUUUCCAGAGACCAGGUGCCCAGUUUCUGCCCUAGAAAGUAUGUGAGGCCGCACAGUUGGUGUUGAAAGCCUUACCAAGUGCUGAGUGGGCCUCUGCUCUCAGGGCUGUGGAGACAGAGCUCAUACAUGCACAUUAACCUUCACAGAGGCAUCAUCUGCCCACUUUUGAAGUGCAGGAAACUGAGGCUUCGAGUCAUUAAAAAUAGGUAGCCUGGGUCCAGGGAUUUAGCUCAGUGGUUCCCCCACCUGCCUCCAAAGUGGAAGGACCCGGGUUCAAUCCCCAGUACAAAAAAAUAAAUAAAUAAAUAAGUAGCCGGCAGUAUCUCAGCAAAUAAUCAUGGUUCUGGGUUCACACACAGAUCUUUGAGUUCAAAGCCAGGCUUUGUCCUUUUCUUCUUAUUUUUUAAAUAUGAAAGGAAAUUAAAGUGCAGAAAAUUAUAUUUCAUUAUUCCCUAUAAAUAAUGAAAACACAACCCCUUGUGCCCUUCUCUGCUUUCUGUAAAUAAAAGAAAAUAUUACAGGUUAAAGAUGAGGCUGUUCUAUUUUAUUCCUGCCCAGUUCUGCUCCUCUCCUUCUUCUACCUCAUGCUUCUACCACAGAGAUUAGUAUAUAGCUUAGUGUGUGUUUAAAAAUUUACAUAAAUUUUAAUUUAUAAUUUAGAUAACAAGUAGCAUUGUCGAUAUUUUGCAAUUUACCUUUUUUCCUAGUUUAAUAUUAUUACAUACAGAUCUAAAUUUUUCAUUUCAGUAGCUAAUAUACUUUUACUUGGAAAUAUUGUAAUCUGUAGUCCUAUUGAUACACAUUUAGUUAAUUUUCAAAGUUUUAUUCUCCCACAAACAGGGAAACAUGUCUCCAGCAAGUCUUUCACUAGGAAGCACACUUAGAAGGGGUGCCGCCAGGGGGCGGAGUGACGCAGUGUCAGCGUCACCGGGCACUGCCGUGGCUCUCCAGAGCAGGCCACUGCCGCAGUCGCUCUUUAUACAGCAGAGGUUUCCAGACACUCAUCACCACGUGGCCCCGUGUGGACUAUAAUUUCAGUCAGUUAUGAAAUCGCAUUUCACUCUUUUAAUUUUAAUUUGCGUCAGCCUGGUCACUACUCAUUACAAGUUGUGAGAACGAAUGACUUUCAUAAAGUCAUUGGACACUCAGGUGUCCUCCUUUAUGAAUUUGUGUUCGUAUUCUUUGUUCAUUUUUAUGUGAGGUUGUUUGUCUUUCCUUCUGCUGAUUUGUACCAACUCUGUAUUCAUAUAAUCAUCAAAAAAUAUUUGGCUGACAUUAUUGUCUCCUCAGUGGUGUUUGUUUGUUUGUGGUUUAUCUUACAUAAUUUUUAAAUUUUAGUAGCGUUAACAGUUAUCAAUGUUUCUGUGCUGCGUUGUGUGUCUUAUUUGUCAUAAACGUAUUUUCUGUGAUAGUUUUAGUUUUGUUUUUCAUCUUUAGGUCUUUAGUUACCACCUACAUGUCCACUCUCUGUUCUUCCCUUAACUUUUCUCUGCUUAGCACUUAUUUGUCCUUUUUGCCUGUUUAUGUUAUUUGUUGUCUCUUCCCCUCCACUAGAAUGUAAGCUCUAGGAGGCAGGAACUUUUGUCUGUUUAUGACUGUAUCUCUUAACACCUGGAAUUUUCACUGGUAUAUAGUAGAUGCUCAAUAAAUAGUUUUGGAUAAAUAAAGAAUAAUCCAUGUGGAAUU